Messenger RNA from Centropristis striata (black sea bass), 2978 nucleotides. RefSeq names its product X-prolyl aminopeptidase 3, mitochondrial (gene xpnpep3). The record is from RefSeq and is a predicted model, not a curated record. The transcript has 12 exons. Lineage: Eukaryota; Metazoa; Chordata; Actinopteri; Perciformes; Serranidae. Gene Ontology annotation, molecular function: manganese ion binding; metalloaminopeptidase activity. Bases 166 to 1695 code for a protein of 509 amino acids. Gene Ontology annotation, cellular component: mitochondrion.
AAAUUCCCAGCGUUCUCAGACGGAUACGGUUAGCAAACAUGGAGGCACCGAGCUAACGAGGGUAACCGUCAACCGAAGAGCGGUCUAAUAGUUGUAUGAGAAUAUUUUAACGUCGCGGGGCGACAUGCUGUGACUGACCGGUGUCCUCCAGUUGCUGAAGCAGCGAUGUUGCCCUCCACCAGCAGCCUGGUCCGGGCUGCUGUCAGACUGCUGCCCCGGAGGAGCUGCAGCCGAGGGCAGCCCGGAUGUGUCCGGUGCCCGUGCAGAAACAUUUCUGUGAAACCAGGAGGUUUUAAGCCAAAGACAGUUCCACCUCGGUACCUGGGCCAGCCCAGCCCCUUCUCUCAUCCACACCUCAUCAAACAUGGUGAGGUGACCCCAGGCUUGACCCAGACAGAGUAUGAGCUCCGCAGACACAGGCUGGCCUCACUUAUCGAGGCCCAGUCAGAAAGACUGGGACCCUCUGCUUCCUCUAGCAACCAUGUGGUCAUUGUGUUGUCCCAUCCGACCCGCUACAUGACCAAUGACAUCCCUUAUCCCUUCCACCAGAACCAGGAUUUCCUCUACCUCAGUGGCAUCCUCGAGCCUGACAGUGCCUUGGUUCUUCAUGGGAAAGGAAGACCAGAAGAGGCCAUCUUGUUCGUCCCCCGCAGAGACCCAGGGAGAGAGCUGUGGGACGGGCCCCGGUCAGGGAAGGACGGGGCAGCUGCUUUGACUGGCAUAGAGAGAGUUCAUAGUAUAGAAGAGCUGGGGCUUGUGCUAAAGAGCCUUAAAGGCACUACGUUGUGGUACGACAGUUCUCAGCCCGCCCACCCUCGGCUCCACCAGGCUCAUGUGGCUCCUAUGCUGGAGUCAGGUCCAAUGCCACACACUCUCAGGCCCCUCAUACACUCUCUAAGGGCCCUCAAGAGCUCAGCAGAGGUGGCACUCAUGCAAGAAGCCGGUCACAUCGCAGCACAGGCUUUUAAGAGGACAAUGGCUCUGUCUCAAGGAGAAGUGGAUGAAGCUGUGCUCUUUGCUAAGUUUGAUUUUGAAAACCGGAUCCAUGGCGCCAACUUCCUGGCCUAUCCUCCUGUGGUUGCUGGAGGAAAUCGAGCCAAUACUCUGCACUACAUAAACAACAACCAGAUUAUCAAGGACGGUGAAAUGGUGCUGCUUGAUGGUGGAUGUGAAUACUUUGGUUACGUUAGUGAUAUCACUCGAACAUGGCCAGUGAAUGGAAAAUUCAGCCCUGCCCAGGCUGAGCUGUAUGAGGCCGUCCUGGAGGUCCAGCGCUCCUGUUUGUCCCUGUGCUCCCCGGGCGUCAGUCUGGACCACAUCUACAGUACCAUGCUGGCUCUGCUGGGACAACAGCUCAGGCGGCUAGGCAUCCUCAAGUCCUGCACCAGUGAUGCUGAUGCAGUAAAGGCUGCAAGGCGGUUCUGUCCGCACCACGUUGGCCAUUACCUGGGCAUGGACGUCCACGACACUCCUGAGUUGUCCCGCUCACAACCUCUGCAGCCAGGAAUGGCCAUCACUAUAGAGCCAGGGUUGUACAUCUGCGAGGACAAUGACCACGUGCCCGAGCGUUUCCGUGGCCUGGGCAUCAGGAUUGAGGAUGAUGUGGUGAUCCAAGACAAGGGAGGCCCUCUGAUUCUGUCCGCUGGUGCACCAAAGACCAUCGCUGAUGUAGAGAAGGCCUGUGCCCAGAGAUAGGACAGAGAGAGGCAAGACAAGUGACCAAGAAAGCCACGGCAUCCAUGAUGGGCGGUGUUUGGCUGUGUUUUUUCAACCGUCUACAUGGUGGUGACAUCAUCAGGCUCAGGGCCCAGGUACACGAGAGGUGGGAGCACACUGCAAGACUCUGGUUUCAGUCUCGGCAAGGCCUCAAAAAUGUAGAAAUCUUGUGUGGAGGAUCAUUGUAUUCUACCUAAAUGUUUGAAGAAAUCUGUUCCAUGUUUGUAGUCCUCAAUGGUGAAUGAGUAUGAAGAGUGGCUGCAGCAAAACCACAUGGAGACCAAUCUUGAUCCUGUACAAUACAUCCAUCUAGUGUUGUGUUGGUGCUAUCAGCAGGUAAAAUCCGACGCUGAACUAUAAAUAAAAACCAAGGGACAACAGUUAACCUCUUGCAACAAGACCCAGUGUUUCGAUCCGACAACCAUGGAAGCAUUUUUAUUCUUAAAACCUUUUCUCUCCACACCGUGUUUAUCAGAAAUGCCAUAAUGCCACAUCAGAUAUAAGUGUUUAUUUGUUGUCUUACUAAAAAAAAAAAGGCCACAUACAUACAAUACCAGUCAAAAGUUUGGACACACCUUCUAAAUCAGUGUUGUUUUUUUAAUUAUAUUUUCUUCAUUGUAGAUUAAUAUUAUAGACAUCAAAACUAUGAUGGAACACGUGGAAUUAUGUAGUAAACAAGAAAGGGUUAAACAAACUAGAAUAUGUUUUGUAUUUUUGUUUAUUCAGAGUAGCCACCUUUUGCUUUGAUGUUCAUAAAAAACAUGUUAAGAAGGCAAGAAAUUCCACAAAUUAACUCUUGACAAGGUUCACCUGUUAACUGAAAACCAUCCAGGUGAACAGCUCAUGAAUCUGACAGAGAGAAUAGAAACAGAAGUGUGCAAAGCUGUCAUCAAAGCAAAAGGUGGCUACUUCGAAAAUCUAAAAUCUAUAUCAUAUUCUGGUUUGUUUAACACUUUUUUUACUACAGAAUUCCAGUUGUGUUCUUUUAUAGUUUGAUGUCUUCAGUAUUGACAAUUUUGAAAAUAAUAAUAAAAAGAAACAUUGAAUGAGAAGGUGUGUCCAACUUUUGACUGUACUGUACAUUCAUUUGUAUUUUACACACACACAUUGUUCUUUCCUGGCUUCUGCUACAGUACAAAAUACCACAUUAACAUCACGCACCAUGUAAAUGCAAACAAGUGAUGAAUAAAGCUGAACUUGUCUUUACCAGCUGCUCCUGAUCAACCUGGAAUAAUGGUAAUAAUUACACCAAUACACUGAAA